CUUUACUUUCUCUCUUCAGAAACGGAUAAUUAGCUUGUAAGUUUUAGAGGAAGUCUUAAAAAGGUACCACGUAAGAAAGAGUUUGUUUUCUUUUUUGCAAGUCUAGUAAAAAAAAAAAAGUCACAAGCCAAUAGAAAAUGUUCAUCUCUUAGUAAGCAUACCCAGCAGAUAAAAUUAGGAAGCCUCCUUUGCUUCUCCAUUGCCUGAGUCUAACCUGAUGGGACGGUAGAAUGCAACUUUGAUCAUGGACAUCCCCAGCAGCGACUCUGGAAUGUUGUCUCUCUCAGAAAAGAUGAAGUUUGCAUCAACUGGAAUCACAACAUUUGAAAUAAAUGAGCCAAAUGUCAAGAAAAGGACUUGUAGAUGUUGUAUGCGGGCUGCUCUUAUAACAUACCUGCUUCUGCUCACGGCUGGCCUGGGAUUUUUAAGCUAUAAAGUCAUUUCCCUUUCCCAGCUGAGGAUUGAUAUGGAUAACAUAACACGCUCACCAAGAGUGGAAGAAAAAUGGAUCCAAAAUGUAGACCACAAAAUCUACAUAAUCAAGCUGAGCAACCAACAGUUACAAUGGAAAGUGGCCAACAUGACCCAACGACUUGAAAAUGGUUACGUAGGAAUGCCAGGACCUCCAGGGCGUGCUGGUGAAAAGGGGUCAAAAGGGGAUCCGGGACCUACUGGACCCAAAGGUGCAGCAGGCAUUCAAGGACCGAAAGGGGAAAGGGGAAGUUCAGGUUUAAUGGGUCCCAAAGGAUCAUCUGGACCACCAGGAGCUAAAGGUGAUCAUGGGAACACGGGUCCACCAGGAAGUCGUGGUCCAGAAGGGGCAAAAGGGCAGAAAGGAGAAGCAAGUAACAUCCCAGGGCAGAAAGGUGACCGUGGAGAAAAGGGUAGCAAAGGAGAUCGAGGCUCUCCUGGCUCUCCUGGGGCAAAGGGAGAUACGGGAAUGAAAGGAUCCCAAGGGAUACAAGGAUAUAAAGGUGAAAAGGGUACUGAAGUUGGAUACAGUUCCAUUAUAAGACUUGAUGGAGGAUUUACUCGUGGCCGAGUUGAGAUUCUGAACAAUGGAGAAUGGGGCACCAUAUGUGAUGAUGGCUGGGACCAAAGCGAUGGAAAGGUGGUAUGUCGAAUGUUGGGAUUUAGGCGUGUAAUAAAUACCUUCACUGCACCUGCAGGCACUGGACAAAUCUGGCUGGAUGAUGUACAAUGCUCUGGAAAUGAAUAUUCAAUCCUUUCAUGUACUAAAUCAAACUGGGGCCAACACAACUGUGGCCACAGUGAAGAUGCUGGCGUAGAGUGUGGCUAACGGAAGAUGCUUCUGCACUGCAAGCUGUACAAUUAAUGCAGAAUACUUAAAGAAAUACUCAUGACACUGCCAUUCAGUGUUCAAUUCUGAGCAGUUUAGACAAUGGAUUAUUACUUUUUCAGUCCCACAGAAUCAAUGCACUGCUAUAUCACCUUUUGCAGAGCCAGGCUAUUUCCAUCCGGUGUGUAAGGAAUCCAUGUUACAUAUCCGGGCUCACCUUCUUAGCAUUCAAACUAGUGAUGUAGUGGAGCCAGCGCCGCCAGCGCCUCUACCUUUUCAGUGGCAAGGUCUCUAAUAUCACCUGCCACCCCUGCCCUCAAAAUUGCCUCCUCCCAGUGAGCUAAGCAGCCAUCCUCAGGGGAGAAAUUAAUUUCCCAGGAAUGCUAUAUUGUUACAAAGCAAAGUAUUUUGGUGUGGCUUGGUUCUGAAUGGGGAAUGAAGACCAAUCUGCUUUAUAAAAGACCUGCUUCUAGUGGACGUGAAAAUGACUAACUUGCUUGUGCAUCUGGGUCAAUGAAGCUGCCUAUAUAUCAGGACUCUCUUUAGGGUGUGUUUAUGGGACAGUCACGAUAGCAUCUGCACUUCAAAACGUACCACUACACCACUGGUUCUGGCACUGUGAACAUUUAUGCAGAAGCAAACCCCACAGGCAGUAAAACCCAUGGGUCAGCUUUGGGUCACUCUUUGAUUACGUAUCAUUAGCAAUCCUCAGCUGAGCCAAUCUGAUGUUUUGUUUUAGCUCAAAAGUAACAGACUGCUUCUAUGCUUUGUUCUUUAAUAAAUAUAAUGAAUUGGAAA
Molecule: messenger RNA, 2098 nt
Organism: Varanus komodoensis (Komodo dragon)
Lineage: Eukaryota; Metazoa; Chordata; Lepidosauria; Squamata; Varanidae
Gene: MARCO
Product: macrophage receptor with collagenous structure
Exons: 12
Coding region: 245-1300 (351 amino acids)
Cellular component (GO): membrane
Source: RefSeq, a predicted model, not a curated record